UCAUCCCACUCUUGUCUCCCUCCAUCCUUCCCCAUCUCCUCUCUCCUCCCUCUCCAGCCUUCAGUCUCCUCCCUCCCCAUCUCUCCUCCCCUGUUGUCCAUGUGCCCGGCCCCUUCAUUAAGUCUCCUAUGAAAGAGAAGCCUCUUGCUGGCAGUCACACUCCCGGAGCCUCACAGGAGCCUCUCUCACACAAAAAGAAAGCCCACGCACUGACUCAGGCCUGGACACAGAGAUACGGUUGGCUGCCAAAUCCUAAUCAGUGAAUCUCCGAGUGAGGCCUCGGUGUGCCAUAUCUCUCUGUUUGUCUGCUGCUGACAUGGAGUUCCACAGUAUGCAUAAAAUCUUCCACUCCAACCACCUGGGUGAGGAGAAGCACCAGAUGCUGAACCUGAACCGACGCCUGGAGUCCUACCUGAGUCGGGUCAAACUCCUAGAGGAGGAGAACGCGCUGCUCGCAAAGGAGAUCCAAGCUAUGAGACACAACAGCCACGGAGCCUCAGCACACAGGAAGGGCCUGGAGGAAAAGCUGCGGCAAACAAGAUUGGAAGUGGAGGAGGCCUGGAGGGACAGGGUCCUCACAGAGAUGGAGAUUGGCAAGCUGGCUGAGGAGCUUCAAGCCCUGGACCUGCUGAGACAGAGGGAGGCUCAGGCCCACAUGGAGGCCAAGACAAAGCUGGCACAGAGCAGAAAGGAGCUGGAAGAGGAACAGAGGGCACAGAUCUGGCUAAGGGAGAAGGUCGGUCAGCUGGAGCAGGAGAUGAGACUCCUGAUUCAAACCCAUCAGCAGGAUGUGGCCCACUUGGAGGCCACGCUGAGCCGUUCCAGAGCCACAAUGUCUCACACAGCGGUUCAAAGAUGCAACCAGACACCCAGCCUCUUCCAGCUGGGGCAUGAGUACACCCAGAGGGCCAGCAGGGCAUGGCAGGAGGCGGCAGAGGCCUAUCAGGGCCAGUUAGCUCGGCUAGAGGAGUCGCUCAACCAGGCCAGGAGCCGUUUGACCCAAGUGGACCAGGAGAAGCGCGAGAGCCAACUGAAGCUCCAAGCCCUGGAGAAGGAGAUGGCCUCAGCUCAGGAUGUCAGGCUGCAUCUGGAGAAGACUGCAGCCCAGCAGAGAGACACUUACAGCCGGGAGAUCCAGCAGCUCCAGGAACACUUGGAUGGUCUGGAGGCGGAGAAAGAGGAGGUGGGCCAGCAGAUUGAUCACCUCCUGGUAGAGAACCGAGGCCUGCUGCAGCUGAAGAUGUCCCUGGGCCUGGAGGUGGCGACGUACAGAACUUUGCUGGAUAAUGAAAGCCUCAAGGGAGACUUCUCAUUGUUGAAUCAGCCAAGACACAUUUCCAUCACAGAUGCAAUUUUCAGUCCUCAGGGAGUUAAAAAGUAUUACCAGACCCAGCUGCCUGCUAGCCACAAGAUCGCUUCCCUCGCAUCUGUCCGUGGCACAAGAGGACCUACAGUGAUAACUACAACAUCAACAUGGAGUAAAAAACCUGUGACUGUAAAAGAAACGCUGAAGAUUUCAGAGAAACCUGCUGAUUCUGAUGCAACGAAGUCAGCAACGUGGGAAAGCCCUUAUCCAAAAAUACUGCAAGAUGGAGCCGUUGAAAAUUUCAGACCACAAGAGGUUCAUGAGAAAGUCACCUAUGCUGAGCCCUUGUCACCUCCCAAUGAGCAAGAGGAUAAUGCUAAAACACCAGAGCACAAAGAAAAGGAAGAAAAUUCAAAUGAUGUUGAUAUUGAAUCCCUUGAAGAGAAACCAGUUGUUGAGUCAGUUGUCAGUUAUCAGGUUGAGUCUGGUCUCAGCAGUGAGCCGUCCUUCAGUGAUGAAACUGGUCACCAUCAGUUCACAACACCCAGCCUCACGCCAUACCACGUCAGAAUGACAGAGGAGUCCUGCGGUUUCUCAGAUGAAUCUGAUAAGGAAGUUGCUUUCGAAGGGACAGCUGAAGAAGAAGAAAUGCAACAGCCGCAUGGUCCAAUUGAGGCAUGGGUAAAGACAGAGUGUGUAGGUAAAGAGGUAGAGCAUGUGCAGGAGGAGACUUCAGAUUCUGAAACCGAGGCGAUGCUUGAACCAACCUUUGGAUCCAGGCCAAGCAGUCCAGAGUCUGAAUGUGGGCCUGAGGAAAGUGUCUUUAAUCAAGUGACAGAUUACAACUUUGAUGAAAACAUCUCAAAUGAUUACAAAACUGAGAUGAGACAAGAGGUAAGCUGUUCUGCAGUAGGAACAAAUGAAACAGAUGCCGAGGAUAAGUUGUACCCCGAUGGAGAAGAGAUGGAUACUUGGGACAGUGUAAUAGAAAGGAGGAUUAUUCUGAAGACAGAUGAUGGCAUUAAUAAUGAUGAAGGAAAAACACAACAUGCUGAACCAGAGGAAGACAUAUCAACAAAAGAACCAGAGCAUAAGAAGAAAGAAAUUAAGCAGGAUGUUUUUAGGGAUGUCGAUAAAGACGAAAAUGUGGCCUCUUCACUGACGGACAAGCAAGUGGAUGACAGACAGCAUAUUGAGUCAGAGCAAGAACAUGAUGUGCGUGCUGAUGGUGAAGAAGACGAUGAGGAGGAUUCUCAAAACGUCUCUGAGUCAUGGAGGACUGAGCUGGAGGGUGACAGCUACGCUCAGGAUAACACCCUCGCUGACACUCGUCCUCUGAUUCGAUACAAAAGCGAUGAGACUGACGCUAAUACUCAGGCAUCGCACAUGGAAGAGAGCGAGUCCAGUGAAGGUGAACAGGAAAGAAAGGCCGGAGAGACAGGAACUGGGAUGUGGAAUGAGGACAAGGCAAAGAGAUUUGGAACUAUGGAAGAUCUGUGUGAGGACGCUGAAGGAGUAGCAAUGGAUGAGGUUUAUAAUAUGAGAUACACUCAUAUUGAAGACAGAGAUGGUACAAUUGUAAGUGGGCAUGAUGGUGAUGGUGCAGAAAAUGCAGAAGAGAUGAUCAGGAAAGUCAAUGAGGGACAUUCAGAUGAAGAAACUGAUGAAUUUACCAAACCCACGGUACGUGUAAAUGCAGACUUUGAUGAGGAGCUGGAAAUAGACAGACUUGUGGAGCAGGAAUUAGAAAAUCUGUCCACAGACAGCUACAGUGCUCACUUUGCACAGCAUCAGUUCAGUGAGGAGAUGGGGCAUCUGAAGGGGAACACUGUCGAGGAAAUGACAGAGCAAGAAGAACCUGGAAAAACAAAAACAGAGGAGAUGUCUAACGGUGUAGAAACUGGAAUGAAGGUAAACCAUGAACUUAAAUCCUCCAUUACAAUGACAGAUCAGACUUCUGAGAACCUAUUUAUCAGCGAUUCAUCAGUGGUAACAGACACAGCAGCUGAGGAAGAUAUCUACCAUGAAGAUCCACAAGCUCUAGAUGCACCAGAGAAAAAAGAGGAAGAUGAUGAAACCAAUGUGUCCAUGCUGACACAUGCUGAUGGAACAGAAAACUUCAUCAACAGGCCUGAUGUGGAAGAACACAGUAGCUCAGAGGAUCCAAACUCAGUGUUACAGGUAACAGCAGAUGAGAAAAACCUGCAGGAUGUGGCUGUACUCACUGAGGUGAAAGAGGAAGUACCUGUGGAGGCAUCUUAUGAUUCUCAAAAACAUCUAGCUGAGGAUGUUGCAGAUUGUAAGGAGUUUCCUGCAGCUCCAGAAGCAGCUGAAUGGGAAGUCUUGGAGAACCCAGGAGAGGACUUUGACAUCAGAGACCAAAAUGAACAAGGUGAAAAAUGUGACGAUGUGCUUGAAGCAGCCAAUAAAGGUGGUACGAUGCAUCAGGUAGAGCCCUUUGAGAUUUCCCCUGACAGCAUACUAAAUGAAAACGAUAUAUUCGGGCUACAAGAUGCAACAAACAGCAGCCUCCAUGGUUUAAUUUCCUCUGGCGUAAAGAAUGACUUCUGGGUGUCUUCCUUGGAAAGUGGUGCUUCCUAUCAACCAGAGGACACCUGCAAUGAAGCAGCUGAGCACACCAACCAGAAUCUAGGAUUUGCUGAUGGCCGGGUUUUGGGGAAUUCAGAAAACCAGAAUGUGGUAAAUGGAAACUCCAGGGUGGAUACUGACUCAGCUAAUUCCCCGACUGCUAAGAAUGAGAAGGAGCAGAUACAUACAGAAGUGAAGCAGGUGCUGUGCAGAAAAGCUGGUGAAGGGGAGUUUGUCCAUUCUGAGGAGUCUGAAGUUGAGGGUGAAUCAUGGUCAUCUGGGGAGUAACUGGCAUAAAAAAAAAAGUAGUGAGAAGUUUCAGAUUAAGAUGUAGUCAGUGGAAAAUGGUGUUUUCUGUACAACACAUUUACUGUCAAACCAAAGUUGUGCCUUGGUGCGCUUCUUCUUAGUGACACUAACCACCAGUGUGCCAAUUCUGUUGUCUCAUUUCCCUUAACUGACACAUUUUUGACUAGCAAUUUUUUCUUCUUUCCCAGUUGUUCAAAUGUUUCAGUCUUUCGGUGUGCAUGCUAUGAAAGAAGACUGCAUGAGGGAACAGCAUGAAGACAGAACAAAGAAUGUCAUUUGAAAGUCAAAGCCUUUAUCGACCUUUGCCUAAUCUGAUUUUACUAACGGAAGGAAAUCAAUGAGACCAGAGGGUUAGAAUUGCUUGUAGACCUGCUAUUUUAUAGUGCGUCAAACAGACAGCUAGUGUUUCUGCUACUGAGUUAUUUCUCUAGACAGCAAACUGACCCAUAUUUGCAUGCUUUACACCUGUAGAACGACUGCUUGGUUGCAAAUGUUUUAUGUCACAGGAGAUAAAUCAGCAUAGAUAAGAAAACUGUUAUCUUUGUACACGGUUGGCCUGUAAAAUCAGAGGAUGAACUGGUUUUACUAUCAUCCAUAAAGUUCAAUUAUACUGUGGUACAGUUCAAAAUAAACAGUAGAUUCCCUAUA
This is a messenger RNA of Acanthochromis polyacanthus (spiny chromis), 4852 nucleotides long. RefSeq names its product nestin (gene nes). The transcript has 4 exons. Gene Ontology annotation, cellular component: intermediate filament. Lineage: Eukaryota; Metazoa; Chordata; Actinopteri; Pomacentridae. Bases 317 to 4183 code for a protein of 1288 amino acids. Gene Ontology annotation, biological process: positive regulation of intermediate filament depolymerization. The record is from RefSeq and is a predicted model, not a curated record. Gene Ontology annotation, molecular function: intermediate filament binding; CCR5 chemokine receptor binding.